Polychytrium aggregatum is the source of this 2127-nucleotide messenger RNA. RefSeq lists its product as uncharacterized. The coding region runs from base 1 to 2127 and encodes 708 amino acids. Lineage: Eukaryota; Fungi; Chytridiomycota; Chytridiomycetes; Polychytriales. The record is from RefSeq and is a predicted model, not a curated record. The transcript is spliced from 13 exons.
AUGUACUCGAGAGCACAGCGAAAGUUCCUCCAGCCCGACGCAGACCAUGCAAACCCGAACUUGGGCCCAGGCUGCUACACCGCCGACGAGUCGACACUGCUGGCGGGCAAGAUUCUCGGAGACGACGGAUAUGCGCCGUUCGCCUCGCUGUCGCCGCGGGUCUGCGAGUUUGAUCGAAUGAUCAUCCCGGGUCCCGCUCCUGGCGCAUAUGAGUCUCCCAUUCCGCUCGGCUUCCAGCGCUCCUAUCGCUCCUCGCUCUUUGGCAAGUCUCGAGCGCCUCGCUUCCGCGACCAAGCGUCGAUAACACCGGGGCCAGGCUCGUACUCGAUCAAGGCGACACUACCCGAGCGGAAGAAGGCCGAACACACUCACGCUGCUCAGGGCCUCGAACUGCCGCUGACGACGAGCUCGGUUCCGUGCCGCAGCGAGCUCGCGGGCGCAUCGAGUUCGACACUCAGGUCCUCGAAGCCCUCGACCUCCAGCGUGGGACUGGGUGGCCUGGCCCGCAGCGGCGAUAUCGAUGCCGGCCUGACCGAGGCCGCAGGUGUGCCCCUUCCCGCAGCCACACCGGGCGAGUUUACAAGCGGCCUUUCGAUCACACGGACGCCUGAGCGGCCGCUGGGAACCAUUGAAAAUCUCGAAGCCAAGUCGUGUGCCAUCAACCCCCGCAAACCAGGGGCUGGGGUCACUGCUUCGGCCAUCCGGAGUGCGCAAAAGCGCAAGCCUGCGAUUGUGUGGAAGCGCAAGUAUGUGCCGCCGAGCAUUCCGUGCGGCGGCUCGGCAUUCGGAUACCAGGAAAACGAAGAUGGCGAACUGGUGCCUCGCAUCGCACCCAAGAAGGCAAACCAUGAAGUGCCAGCAUACAACCACCUCAACUCGUUCGUCGAGCUCGCCAAGCACCAGAACCGCGGCUUCCAGUUUGGGCACUCCAAGGGCCGACUCUCGUUCAAGUCGAACGAAUCCCCGGGCCCGUGCGUGUACGACUCGCUGGCCGGAGAUCGGUUCUUGAAAAAAUCGACCGAGACUGGAAAUGGGCCGGCCGUGAUGACUCUGGCGCCGUGUGUUCGCGUGACAGACGAGAUUGUCAUGAACGCCAUGAAGAAGAGCAUUCCGGGACCAGGCGCCUACGACUGCAAGGAAACGAUCGAGGACAACUUGGGCAAGAAAAAAGGACGGAUUCAUUUUGGAGGCAGCGACCGUGUUGUGCGAACAGGUGGCGAACAUCGCUCGCCGACAGGCUACAUUCCGUCAUAUCUCCUCAAGAACCCCGGUCCUGGAUCAUACUAUCCAGAGUUCUCGGACAUUCGAAAGCCUCCACCAUACAAACCGCAACCGUUUGGGUCGACUACCUCUCGCUUCGAGAGUGCCGAAGAGAUUCGAGCAAAGGCACAGCCCGCGCCUGGCACAUACAAUCUGGACGAGAUCGACAGCAUCGUGCAAAGAGUACAGCGCAACGUGGUGUUCAGCAACAUUGGCGGAGUCACCAAGGGCUUUGGGUCUAUUUGCCAGCGAUUCGGCAAGGUGCAUGUGAACAAAGACCCAGGUCCAGGAUCGUACGACCCCAGGGCUCCUGAGAAGGCUGGCCCAAACGUUGGCAAGAUCGCCAAGCUAAGGAGCCGCGGACCAAGCAAGAUCAUGCUCGGGACGGCGAUUGUGGAUCCGACGCAUGUGCGCAUUCCUGUAUUCGGAACACAGACCGAGCGAUUCACGGAUGUGGCAAAUGCAGAGGUUCCACCACCAGGGACGUACGAGAUUGCCGAUGCGUACGAGAGCAUGCAGUCCAAGGGGCGCAUUCCCAAGACCAGCAUCAUGGUGAGCCAGAUGCGACGAAGCCUGUUUCCAGAGCCCGAGCAAGUUCCAGGUCCUGGCGAGUACGAGCCAGCCUUGCUCGAGAAGAAGGAGGCUCGUCAGAAGGACAUUGGAGGGUUCCUCAGUUCGAAGGAGCGAUUCGACGAACGGCCACCGCCAGUUCCAGGCCCUGGUGCCUAUCUAUCGCCCGAGUAUGACCACGGGCUCAUCAAAAAGACAUUCAACAUCACGCUUACGGAUUGGCUGGGCAACCCGGCAACCAAAGAGCGUGGCCAGAAGGGCGAGGCUGGCCACGAAGUCAAUUCGAUUGUUGCCUGA